Hydatigera taeniaeformis is the source of this 1200-nucleotide messenger RNA. The record is from the annotation of a GenBank genome assembly. Lineage: Eukaryota; Metazoa; Platyhelminthes; Cestoda; Cyclophyllidea; Taeniidae.
AUGGUAGACGAGAUCAAACCGGGUCAAACGGUGGGCAAUAUAUGUCAUGCCCUCUGGCCCAAAUCUAGUAUUGCCUUCUCUCUCAUUGUAGUGACAUCCUCGCGCUUCCAGCGCUUCAACGAAUACUUCUCCAUCACAAAAAAUGGCAGUAUAAUUGCACAAAAGUCCGUUGACCGUGACAAUAUCAACGAUAUAUGCGGACCGCUGGAUUGCUGUCAGUCAGCCAUCUGCAUCAUCCAUGCAAGGGUCAUGUUUAUAGUGGGACAGAGUGAGAAUCCGGUGAUGCGUUCACAUGACCAGGUGCUGGCGCACCUUCAGAUCCAUCUCACUGACAUUAACGACAACGCUCCAAGAUUUCCUUUGAAUUCCCAGGGUUAUCCUCACUUUACCAUUCGCAUCCAAGAAGGAGCCAAAUUCGCCCGUGAAAUGCUUCCAUCUGCAGUGGAUUUGGACAGCGCAGGCAACGGAGUGGUACAGUAUCGUAUCGAGGCAAACUCACCCUCAUCGGAUCUCUUUCAACUGACCUACGAAAAAGUUCUGAUCAAUCCGCCAAGUGAAUCGCAUGGAUGGAGACUAUCACCUCCUACUCUUAUUCAGCUACGUGAACUGGACUAUGAAGAUCCCGGUGACAGAGAAUUUGAACUGGUUGUUAUUGCAGUUGAUGGAGGUGAGCCUCCACUGACAGGGUCUCUCUCUGUCACUGUGGUCCUUAUGGACAUUAACGACAACGCCCCGGUGUUUGAGAAAACCAAUGUCUCUACCAUCGAAUUGGCUGAGAAUACGACAUAUUCUCCGGAUUCCGUAUACAAGUUCCUUGCCACAGAUAUGGAUUCAGCUGAUAAUGGUCUCAUAACCUACUCAUUGAGUCCUCUGAACGAACCGAUGGUAUUUGAGAAGUUUUCCAUCGACGGGCACUCAGGUGCGCUUUACUUGAACUCGAUUCUGGACUACGAGGUCUACAGUGAGAGACGCUUCACAGUGAUUGUUGUCGCCUCGGACAAUGGAACACCGAAACGCUCGGGCACCACCACUCUCACAGUUGUCACAAAAGACAUCAAUGAUAAUCUCCCAAGUCUGGUUGUUCAGGAGAACAUUACGGUCAUAGAGGGGCUCAACUACACCAAACCCGUUGUCAGAUUUUAUGUCAAGGAUGACGAUUACGUGUCAAGAGGGAAGGUAAAUGAUGGAUAUUGUUUCUAG